Molecule: messenger RNA, 1092 nt
Organism: Fibroporia radiculosa
Lineage: Eukaryota; Fungi; Basidiomycota; Agaricomycetes; Polyporales; Fibroporiaceae
Exons: 3
Coding region: 1-1092 (363 amino acids)
Source: RefSeq, a predicted model, not a curated record
AUGUCGAAGAGGCGCGUUGAAGCAUUGUGUGCCGAUUCAGAUGACCAGAGGCCAGUACCGAGGCCGAAACCGAAACCAAAAUUAAAAUCAAGCGAUCGGCCGGACCCUCGUAUGAAGCACUUAGAGUAUCUGCAUGAGAAGACUGCUGUCAAAGAGAAUCUGAAGAUUUCUGAUGGGCAGCAGAUCAGGCUCGACGGUAAGCCUAAACUACAAACUAGGAUGAACGAUCAAAAGGGCAUGCUUUCAAUGUCGAAAUCCGGCGCUCUUCGAGCCGAAGAGACGACAACGAUUGACUGCGACAUAAACUUGGUUAACGAUUCUGACGAUGAUCUCCCGGACGCUGAAGCCUUGCUUGCGACGUAUGACAACACUAAGAAACUCAAGACUCCGCAUUCUGACACCCCCGAGACCAGCUAUUCUAAUUCAGAGAUUGAUGCUCUCAUCCGAGAUGCUCCUCUAGAUCUUGGAGACUUUGUCGGACUAGAAUCCCCAAGGCGUGGACAGAUGUACAAUGGGACCAAUCGGAAUAAUUCCUCGCGUACCCCGUCGAGGCAGAAACGUAUUUCUCCUCUAAAGCGGAAACGAGAGGGCAAGGAUGAGGGAGGGUCAGUCUCCUCGUUUCAACCUUUGAAGGCGGCCCGACUUGGUGGACUGCCCAAUCAGACGCCUUCGUCCGCUCAACAGAAGGAACCCAAACCAGAACCUCUGUUCAUUCUGGAUUCCUCAGACGAUGAAGAGGUUUCACGCAACCAUUCCAAAUCUCGGCAGGAGUCCGCAAAUUUGAACGCCACCUACCAGGACAAUAACUACGAUGACUUUUUCUUAGAUCCAAGACUCUUUGACAUCAUACCUGAUCAGCUACCUGGAUCUCCAAACUUAGUUCCAACUUUGACUUGCAGUAGGGAAUCGGAUACAUCUACGUUCCAGUCGGCUCGAACAUCAUCCCCUGGCGACAAGUAUGCAUCGAAGGAUAAUCAUGUCCCUCUUCCAUGGCAAGACGACGAGGCAGACGCCGACCUCAAGGAAUAUGAACGGGACGUUGCCGAAUUGGAGGCGUGGCUACACAGUGAUCCAUUUGUUCUCAAGAAGUGA